This is a messenger RNA of Plenodomus lingam JN3, 3543 nucleotides long. RefSeq lists its product as uncharacterized. Lineage: Eukaryota; Fungi; Ascomycota; Dothideomycetes; Pleosporales; Leptosphaeriaceae. Gene Ontology annotation, molecular function: RNA polymerase II complex binding. Gene Ontology annotation, biological process: regulation of DNA-templated transcription; transcription elongation by RNA polymerase II. Gene Ontology annotation, cellular component: Cdc73/Paf1 complex. The record is from RefSeq and is a predicted model, not a curated record.
AUGGCCGCCGUCUACGCGAAUGGCGCGAAUGGCGUGAAUGGCGCGGGCUCCAUGUUCCCCCCGCCGCGCUAUUCGGACGUGCCCAGUGCCAUCACCAUCUCAGUCGCCGAUGACGAGGGAGGCCAGCUCGAUGUCGAGAUCCCGCUAGACGAGGAUAUUCAGGACGACCCUACCGAGCUGUGCGCCAUUCUCGAAAACGAAAAGAGCUUGACGUCCACUUGGGUUAAGGUCGCAGUGGCCUACGCAAAGCACAAGAAGGUUCAUGUGGCCAUAGACGUCUUGAGCCAGGCGAUUCAGGUCUUUGGCAACGCGCGCGGCGAGGACAGGCUCAGCAUCCUCAACGGCCUGUGCUGGCUGUAUCUCCUCAAGUGUCGGGAGGCGCCCCGUACCAAGCAGGACUCCCAGACGGAUCCCGAUGUCAAGUUGAAGGACUACUACCUGCAAGCAGCCACCAGUGUGCUCAACGACGCCUCUCGAAUUAGCCCCUCGCACCCACCGCUGUUCCUCGCUCGCGGUGUCCUCUACCUCCUCCGCGCCUCCCUCCAAGGCCCUGCGACGACGGCUGGACCCAAUGCUGUGAGCCCCGAACGCAUGGAGACACUCAAGCAGGCUGCCAAAUGCUUCGAAGAUGCACUCAGGGCAUCGGGUGGGAGGAACUUGAUGGCCAAGAUGGGCAAGGCGCGCGUCCAUUAUUCCAUGGGCAAGUGGGCGGAUGCUCUCAAGGGAUACCAGAACAUCCUGGAGAGUUCCCCAGACAUGCUGGAUCCUGAUCCGCGCAUCGGCAUCGGCUGCUGCUUUUGGCAGCUCGGUUUCAAACACGACGCUGCGGGCGCAUGGCAGCGAUCGCUCGAGUUGAACCCAAAAUCCAAGAUUGCGCUUACCCUGUUGGGCAUUUACAACCUCCACCUAACCGCCAGCUACUCGUCGACAGACCCCAAAUUCGUCGAGCUAUACAAGAAGGCAAUCAACCAAUACAUUGUACCCUCGACCAAGCUGGACAACCAAUUCCCCCUCACAUGCGCCACCCUAGGAAGCCAUUUCCUCGUCAGGCGUGACUUUGCAAAGACGGAGACGGUGGCUAUGCGCGCCAUCAGUCUGACGGAUACCAAUGCCAUUGCCAGUGACGGCUGGCAUCUUCGGGCCAAGAAGGCACAUCAUGAAGAGGACAUUGCAAAAGCCGCCGAGUACUAUUCAAAGUCUGAUCAGGCCCGAGGUGGUGAGGAACGUGGUUUCAUCCCAGCGAAAUUUGGGUUGGCACAGAUGAAUGUUCUGAUGAGCAACUAUGAUGGCGCCAAAUUUCGUCUCGAAAAGAUCCUACAGCAGUCGCCCGUUUUAGAAGCGCAAACACUGCUUGGCACGCUGUACGCAGAGGAUGUCUUCGCCGCUCAGAACAGCAAAUCCACCGAGGACAAGUCGGCGGAACUCAGAAAGGCUCUCAAAUAUCUCGAGACAGUUCAAAGUGCCUGGAAAGACCCAAAGCGAAAGGCCGUCCCCGACCAGUCAGUUUUGUUGAACCUGGCUAGGUUAUACGAAAUUGACCACCCAGAAAAGAGCUUGAGGUGUCUUGAAGAGGUGGAACAAAUGGAGCUGGACGCAAUCCCCGAAGAAGACUAUCCGGAAGGCAUUGAAGACCCAAUUCAGGUCAAGGCGGCGUUGCGCGAGUUCCUCCCCCCUCACUUACUCAACAACAUGGGUUGCUUCCAUUACCAGGCAGAUCGCUUUGUUACAGCACGUGAAUUUUUCCAGACGGCCCUGAAUGCCUGCGUCAAGGCAGAGAGUCGUGACGAGGGCAUCGACACGGACGCACUCGUCACUUCAAUCAGUUACAAUCUUGCACGCACGUACGAAGCCGAGGGUAUGUGGAAGGAUGCUAGGAGCGUUUAUGACAGUCUUCUUCAACGACAUGGGGACUACAUUGACGCACGCCUCCGUUUGGCCUACAUUUCUCUGCGGGAGAACCCCGAGGGCGAAGGUCCCAGGGCGGUCAAGGAUCUUUUCAAGGCGAACGAGGACAACACCGAGGUCAGGGCGCUGUAUGGCUGGAUGCUGAAUAAGACCAAGAGGAGGACCUCGCAAUUCGUAACCGACGAGGAACAGCGACAUUACAAGCACACUCUCCAGAAGUUUGACAAGCAUGACGCCUAUUCCUUGAUGGGUAUGGGUAACAUCACUCUGGCGAUUGCCCGCGAGAUGCCGAGGAGCUCAGAACAAGAGAAGGAGAAACGACGGAAGCAAUACGAGCGAGCGGUUGAGUUCUUCGAGAAAGUCUUGCAGAUUGACCCCAGAAACGCGUAUGCUGCGCAAGGUAUCGCAAUCGCUUUGGUAGAGGACAAGAGGGAUUACUCGACCGCCUUGCAGAUCUUUACCAAGGUCAAGGAGACACUCAAGGAUCACAGUGUCUACACCAACCUCGGGCAUACUUACUGUGAGAUCAAGCAGUACAACCGAGCCAUUGAAAAUUAUGAAGCAGCCCUGGCUCGCGAUCGCCAAAAUGACCCAAAGAUCCUUCAAUGUCUGGGACGAACCUGGUAUCUCCGCGCCCGCCACGAGAACAGCAUGGCCGGUUUCCGCACCGCGCUCGACUACUCCAAGCAGGUUCUCUCCAUCAUGCCCACAGAUUUAUCUGCUCAGUUCAACGUCGCCUUCCUGCAGUUCCAAGUGGCAACCGUGCUAUACAACCUUCCCGAGAACCAACGCACCCUGGAAGAAGUUGAUUCGGCAAUCGUCGGUCUCGCCGAAGCCAUCGAUACCAUGGACAAACUUGCCAAAGAGGAACAUCCCCCCUUCCCUCGCUCCGACAUUACCUCUCGUGCAAACAUGGGUCGCAACACAAUGGUCAAGCAACUCGAACGUGUCCGUGAGAAGCAACUCGCCUACGAAGGUGAAGCACUCUCCAAGAAAGAAACCGCGCGCCGCCUCCGCGAAGCCGAACUUGCGCGUCGCGCAGAAGAAGAAGCACGUAAAGCUGCCGAGGCGGCCGAAAGGAAGCGCAAGCUCCUCGAAGAGCAAGAACGCAUUGCCCAGCGUGACCGUGAACUCAUGGAGCUCCGCAGUCUGGACGAGCGCAAGCGCAUGGAGGAGGAAGAGGACCGAGAGACGAGGAAGGCGGAGCGCAGGAGUCGACCCAAAGGCCCGAAGCGCAAGAAGAAGGAUGCGGAUUCGGACACGGCGGCUAGUGGGUCUGAAGACGAGCGCAGGAGUAGACGCAGACGGACGACUGUGAGUGGCACCGAGGCUGGAAGCGACGACGAGAAGCCGCGGGAGAAGAAGAAGAGAAAGCUUGCGAGGAAGAGUGAGCCCGCGGGCAAGUACAAGAGUAAGGAGUACAUUGAUAGCGAGAGCGAUGAGGAGCUGGCUGCGGAGACUGCGGCGCCCGAGGAUGAGGCAGCAGGCAAAGAGGCAGAGAGUAGAGAUGAGGAAGCUGCGACGGCGGCACCCCGACCCCGCAAAGCUCGCGUCGUAGACGACGAAGACGAGGAUGAAGACGAAGGGACUACAGCGCCAAAGACUGACGUGGCAAUGGAGGAAGACGAGGACGAAUAG